AUGGAAGAUAGUAAAUGUAGUAAAUGCAAUUGCCAACGUUAUAAAGUACAAGCUGGGAAAGAAAAUGUCGUUGCCAAUUUUACAAAGAAGAAAUUCCGUAUAAGUGUGUCUAUUGUGGUCACUCUCAAGAUUUCCAUCGUAGUUGGGCCAACUACUAGUACAAGAAAUUUUCGUAAUGCUAGCAGACCUGCAUCUGAAAGUGUAACAGUAAAACAUUUAUUAUUAUUUGAAGAAGAAUCACCAAAUAUGCUUCCAAAAGAAGGAUCAGUUAAAUGGAAUAAUAUGAUGGAUAAAAGGCUUAUUAAAGAAAACUUUAAAAUUUCUAUAAAUGAUGAUAUAUUCAACGAAUUCUGUAAUUUAUUUGGAAUAGCCGAUCAAAGUACGAAAUUUAAGUUAUAUAGUCCAACAAAUGGAAAACCAGUUAAACUUAAUGAUGAACCCAGUUUUGGUAAAUAUAGAGAAGCGCCAGGAUCGAAUUUUAUGGAAGCUCUCUUUGAAGGCAGUAAUUUCGAUGUCCCGUCCCAAUCAAUGGAAUUAAAUAAUGAAGCAGCUAGAAAAGAUGAUGGCAUUGAAUACGAAACUACUAGAGGUAUUAUAGAAUAUUUCCGUUUUGAUCCAAAUACUGAUCCCGUAGAGGUCACGGCACACCCACCACGCGGUGCUGACUUAACUGGCAAAUAAAUAUUAUGUUAUGUAGAUCAAGAGUUAUUUCU
Molecule: messenger RNA, 713 nt
Organism: Rhizophagus irregularis DAOM 181602=DAOM 197198
Lineage: Eukaryota; Fungi; Glomeromycota; Glomeromycetes; Glomerales; Glomeraceae
Source: RefSeq, a predicted model, not a curated record